UCGCUCCGCCACGUCACCACCACCGUCGUUCGAGUAGUCUAGUGAUGAAACAUUGGUUUUGUAAUCUUUUUAUCGGUCGAGAUCGAUGAGGAGUAUCAAGGUAUUGCCGGAAUCUGUUCGUAGUUGUAUGCGAUCCGGGAUUCUUUUGUUUGACUUGACUAGGGUUGUAGAAGAGCUGGUUUUCAACAGCCUUGAUGCUGGUGCCACGAAGGUGAAUGUGGUUGUCGGCGUUGGGAGUAACUACAUUAAAGUUACAGAUAAUGGGUGUGGUAUUACUCGGGAUGGAUUGGUGUUGUUGGGAGAAAGAUACGCAACUUCCAAAUUUGAGCAGCUGGCUGGUAUGAACACUGUUCCAGAAAGCUUUGGCUUUCGUGGGGAAGCAUUAAGCUCUAUAUCUGAUGUUUCUUUGUUGGAAGUUGUUACCAAGGCACAUGGAAUGCCUAAUGGUUACCGGAAGGUUAUAAAGGGUUGUAAAUGCUUGUAUCUAGGAAUUGAUGAUGAUAGACAAGAUGUCGGCACAACCGUUGUUGUUCGCGAUCUGUUUUAUAACCAACCAGUUAAAAGGCGGCAUAUACAGUCCAGCCCCAAAAAGAUUCUACACUCUGUCAAGGAAUGCAUACUGAGAAUUGCUCUUGUCCACCUGGGAACCUGCUUCAAAGUUAUCGAUGUUGAGAGUGGUGAUGAGCUUCUUAGCUUGUAUCCUUCGCCUUCUCCUUUGCCCCUAUUGACGACUGGUUUUGGAGUUGAGGUUUCUUGGUCUUUACGUAAGUUGGAUGAAUCUGAUGGCAAAUUAAAGCUCUCUGGAUACAUUUCUGACCCUUAUGAAAUCUUUUCUGUGAAGGCUGUUCAAUGUUUUUAUAUCAAUUCAAGAUAUAUAUCCAAAGGGCCGAUACAUAAAUUGCUGAAUCAGUUGGCUGCGACACAUAGCUGUUCACAUCUGUUAAAGGCAGACAUUGGACCUCAAUGUGGAAAGCGGAUUCGGUGUCAGGCAUCUUCAACCUACAUAUUGAACUUAACUUGCCCACGAGCUCAGUAUGAUUUAAGUUUUGAACCCGCAAAGACUUGUGCUACAUUCAAGGAUUGGGAUCUUGUAGUAACUUUCAUUAAGAAAGCUGUUUCAUGCUUUUGGGGUCAAGACGUCCUGAAUAGUUAUGGACUUCCAAAAAAGAGGUGCGUGCCACGAUGCGAUCAGAACUCUACUGUCCUCUUCCCGCCCCAACUAGAGGUGUCUAGAGAAGAACCAAAGCAUAUGCCACACAAUAAAGAUUCAUGCAACCUCACUCAACAAACUGCUCUACAAUCUGAAGACUAUGGACAAGACGACUUUGACUAUCUGCUUGACAAUUCACUAAAGUUUAGUGCCAGAUUUUCAGAUGAUAAAUACUUAGAGACCAAGUGCAGUGGGGAGCUGUAUGAUGAAAACACGGACCAUCUUUCAGAUGCCACGUGGAAUGAUAACCCUCUGCAUACUGGCUGUAGCAAAAACAACAGGUUAGUUGUGAAGAAGCCAUCUUCUGUUCGUUUUAAUUUUGAUGAUGAUAGAGAGAUCAAUGAUAAUAUUAUCCGCUCUCGAAGAACUGCUCUACAGUCUGAAGACUCUGGGAAAAAAUUGGACUUUGACUAUCGGUCUGACAACUUGCUAGAAUUCAGUGCCAGAUCAUCAGAAGAUAUAUAUUUAGUUACCAAGUGUAGUGGGGAGCUGUCUGAUGAAGAUAUGGACCAUCUUUCAGAUGUUAAGCGGAAUCAAAACUCUCAUCAUACCGGCUGUAGCACAAACAACAGAUUACUUGUGAAAAAAUCAUCUGCUGUUCGCUUUCAUUUUGAUGAUGGAGAGAAGAGUGACGUUACAAAGUGCUCUCGAAGAACUUCUUUACAAUCCAAAGACUAUGGAAUGGAGUUGGACUUUGACUAUCUGCCUGACAAUUCAUUGAAAUUUAGUGACAGAACUUCAGCAGAUAUAUAUUUAGAGACCAAGUGUAAUGGGAAGCUGUUUGAUGAAAACAUGGAUCAUCUUUCAGAUGCCAAGUCAAAUCAGAAAACUCUGUAUACUGGCUGUAGAACAAAUAACAAAUUAGGUGUGAAAAAACCAUCUGCUGUUCGCUUUCAUUUUGAUGAUGAUAGAGAUAACACUGACAAUAUUAUGAAGCCAUUUCUGAGAAGUUGCUCCUCUCGCAUGGAUGUGUUGCCUGUCUUUGAAAGACCAAGAGGUGAUGAUCAGUUCAGAUUUCAUGCUGAUGCUAAGAAAUGUCUCUACGUUAAUAAUAGAGUUGAUAAUGAAGAAGCUGAUUGUUUUAUUCAGUGUUCUAAACCAUGGCCCAAAGACGAUGAAACCGUUUGGUCGCCUCCCAAGAACUCAUCCCUUUUGUUAGAAGGGUCAUUUGGUUCAGAUUUGACUGAUGUAGAUAGUUUAGUUGAGGAUUACGGUCAUUGGACCAGUCCAGUUGCAUCAGUUAAAUAUUCUAAGUCAAGCCAUCGAUCUUAUAAUUGUAAUUGGUCAACGAUUGGUGAAGAAUUGCUUGAUGAGCCUUUAUAUGAUGCGUCUACAAGACACUCCAAACAUUGCAGAGAUGAUGGAUUUGACCUUUUUACAAAUGAAGAAGGCCAAAAGGAUAUCUCCAACUUAGAUAACAUGAGAUAUGAAUAUUCCUGGGAGGAUGGCUCAUUUCUCAAGGGUCAUGUGAGUCACAAAAAGAAUAUUCGGAACUCUCAAAUGGACAGUUUUUUUCCCCCACAACGCUGUGAUGUUCUUUCCGGAACAGAGUGGGCGCAUUUUCCUGUAGCCGCAUCCCACUCUGCAUCAUUGUUAGCUUAUUCUGAUAGGGGAAAGAGCAAAUUAGCUCAUCAUAGAGUUCAGGAUAAGCAUCAGAGAAGAAGCUGCUCAGCUCCUCCAAUUUACAGAGGGAAGAGGAAGUUUCUUGCCCUAAAUAAUUGGAUGACUGUUGAAUCGGGGAGUUUUCAUCACGUGACACUCCAUGAUUCCCCAACACUGCAAGAAGCUAAUCAUCAGAAGCACAUCCAGAAGCCUUCAGAUAUUGAUCAUUUGGCACUGGAGGAAGGUUCUGCUAGUGACUUGCUGUCUAAGGCUAGACUUGAUAAGAAGAAAGUUGUUCAUAAAGCCGAUAUUUCAGAUUAUGAAGUGGCGGCCACCCAUUCCCUUGAUGUAUCCAAUACAAAUUCAGACUUUACUUUAGAGGAAAAUCAAGGUGCAUUAGACCUCGGGGGGAAAUGGCGGAAUGGCUGUCCUUUGACAUCAAGCAUACAGAAGCCUCAUGACCUUAUCAAUCAGGACAAUAUACUAGACAUAUCUUCCGGGCUAUUGCAUCUCUCUGAUGAUUCUUUGUUACCCAAGUCUAUGAGUAAGAAAUGCAUGGAGGAUUGCAGAGUUCUUCAACAAGUUGACAGGAAAUUUAUUCCCGUUGUGGGUGGUGGUAUACUCGCUAUUAUAGACCAACAUGCUGCUGAUGAGAGAAUACGCCUUGAAGAUUUGAGAGAGAAGGUGCUUUCUGGAGAAACGAAGACAAUCACUUAUCUGGAUGCAGAGCAAGAACUGGUUUUACCUGAGAUUGGGUAUCAAUUUCUGAGCAACUAUUCUGAACAGAUCCAGAAAUGGGGUUGGAUCUGUAACUUUCAUUCUCAGAGUUCGAUGUCCUUUAAAAAGAACCUGAAUUUUUUGCACAACCAGCCACCGGGUGCUACACUCAUUGCAGUGCCGUGUAUUUUGGGUGUCAAUUUAACUGAUGUGGAUCUUCUAGAGUUUCUGCAACAGCUUGCUGAUACUGAUGGAUCUUCAGUAAUACCACCAGCUGUUCUUCGGAUUCUAAAUUCUAAAGCUUGCAGGGGUGCAAUCAUGUUUGGAGAUGCUCUACUCCCUUCAGAAUGUUCUCUAAUUGUUGAAGAGCUUAAGCAAACUUCCAUGUGUUUUCAGUGUGCUCAUGGUCGGCCAACUACAGCACCCCUCGUGAAUCUAGUGGUCUUGCAUAAACAGAUUGCCAAGCUUGGAAAUUGGAGCCAUGGAUCAUCUGUACUGUGGCAUGGACUAAGCCGGCAUAGACCAACUCUUGAGCGUGUCGUUCAACGCUUAAGCUCAGAAGGAGCGGAAUGCUAGAGGUGUGAAAAUCUCUUUAGAUUAAGUAUGUCCUGUUACUCACCUGCAGGUUUAAAGAAAUGAAUUGAUAUGAUAUGUUUGUGCUGUAUAUACUUGUAUGUAACGUUGUUGACUGCAGCUCUUGAAAGAGUUGUUUUUUCUGAUCUGGAAUAGGAAGCAGUUGUAUAUAAUUACAUGUAUCUUGGAAAGUGCUAGAGUUUAGGUUUCCAAAUGAAUUGAGUUGGGAUCUGAAUCCUUCUUUUAGUAGGUUGUUGAUUCAAAUUGCACACUUAGCUCUUGUUUAGAGGUUAAUUGUCAUGUUAAGGUGAUUGUGAUUUCAUACAUUUUAGAAGCCCCUGUACACGUUAGAAAACAUGUUUAACACAAUGUUUCAUGUGGUUUUAUUAUACUCAUA
Molecule: messenger RNA, 4499 nt
Organism: Erigeron canadensis
Lineage: Eukaryota; Viridiplantae; Streptophyta; Magnoliopsida; Asterales; Asteraceae
Product: DNA mismatch repair protein MLH3
Exons: 25
Coding region: 86-4105 (1339 amino acids)
Biological process (GO): mismatch repair
Cellular component (GO): mismatch repair complex
Molecular function (GO): ATP hydrolysis activity; ATP-dependent DNA damage sensor activity; ATP binding
Source: RefSeq, a predicted model, not a curated record